Molecule: messenger RNA, 1159 nt
Organism: Lepisosteus oculatus (spotted gar)
Lineage: Eukaryota; Metazoa; Chordata; Actinopteri; Semionotiformes; Lepisosteidae
Gene: rplp0
Product: ribosomal protein, large, P0
Biological process (GO): ribosome biogenesis; cytoplasmic translation; ribosomal large subunit assembly
Cellular component (GO): cytosolic large ribosomal subunit
Molecular function (GO): structural constituent of ribosome; large ribosomal subunit rRNA binding
Source: RefSeq, a predicted model, not a curated record
CUCCUUCCCCGGUUUCCAUUGGCUGGCGGUUCUAGUAUAAAGCAGUUGCUCCUGAACGUAAUUUCCUCUUUCUUUCACGGAGUCCUGACCGUGAGUUGACACCUUGUCUUUAAACCAGUCGUUUGGCAAUCCCUGAGAGCACAGCCAAGAUGCCCAGGGAAGACAGGGCUACGUGGAAGUCCAACUACUUCAUGAAAAUCAUCCAACUGCUGGAUGACUACCCCAAGUGCUUCAUCGUGGGCGCCGACAAUGUGGGCUCCAAGCAGAUGCAGACCAUCCGCCUGUCCCUGCGGGGGAAGGCCGUGGUGCUGAUGGGCAAGAACACCAUGAUGCGCAAGGCCAUCCGUGGGCACCUGGAGAACAACCCCUCCCUGGAGAAGCUGCUGCCGCACAUCCGCGGGAACGUGGGGUUCGUGUUCACCAAGGAGGACCUGACGGAGAUCCGGGACAUGCUGCUGGCCAACAAGGUGCCGGCCGCGGCCCGAGCUGGAGCCAUCGCCCCCUGCGAUGUGACCGUUCCGGCCCAGAACACCGGACUGGGACCCGAGAAAACCUCCUUCUUCCAGGCCCUGGGCAUCACCACCAAGAUCUCCAGAGGAACCAUUGAGAUCCUGAGCGACGUGCAGCUGAUCAAGACGGGAGACAAGGUGGGCGCCAGCGAGGCCACCCUGCUCAACAUGCUGAACAUCUCGCCCUUCUCCUUCGGGCUGAUCAUCCAGCAGGUGUACGACAACGGCAGCGUGUACAGCCCCGAGGUGCUGGACAUCACCGAGGACGCCCUGCAGCAGCGCUUCCUGGAGGGCGUGAGGAAUGUGGCCAGCGUGUGCCUGCAGAUCGGCUACCCCACGGUGGCGUCCAUCCCCCACUCCAUCAUCAACGGCUACAAGAGGGUCCUCGCCGUUGCCGUGGAGACGGACUACUCCUUCCCCUUGGCUGACAAGGUGAAGGAGUUCCUGGCCGACCCCUCUGCCUUCGCUGCCGCCACCGCCGCCCCUGUGGCAGCUGAGAGCGCUGCGGCUGCCCCGGCGGCUGUCAAGGAGGAGGUGAAGGAGGAGUCGGAGGAGUCCGAUGAGGACAUGGGCUUCGGGCUGUUCGACUAGACCCCCGCCCUGGCCCUGCUGUUGCAGCAAGAACAGCAAAAUAAAAACGAAAGACUCUA